AGUGGUGGAGACCCCGGGCGGAAGCAGGAAGCGGCGGAGCGGGACCACGCCCGCGGCGGUUCGGGCCACGAAGCCAUGGCGGAGAAGUUUGACCACCUGGAGGAGCACCUGGAGAAGUUCGUGGAGAACAUCCGGCAGCUCGGCAUCAUCGUCAGCGACUUCCAGCCCAGUAGCCAGGCCGGGCUCAACCAAAAGCUGAAUUUUAUUGUCACUGGCUUACAGGACAUUGAUAAGUGCAGGCAGCAGCUUCACGAUAUUACUGUGCCUUUAGAAGUAUUUGAAUACAUAGAUCAAGGUCGAAACCCCCAACUCUACACCAAAGAGUGCCUGGAGAGGGCUCUGGCGAAAAAUGAGCAAGUUAAAGGCAAGAUCGACACCAUGAAGAAAUUUAAAAGCCUGUUGAUUCAGGAACUUUCUAAAGUAUUUCCCGAAGACAUGGCGAAGUACCGGAGCAUCCGAGGGGAGGACCAGCCCCCUUCCUAACUCUGUCCUCCCUCUGUCUGGAGACCCUCCUCGUCCUGCACGAAUGGCCGUGACCUUCAGGCAGCGUGGGACCCAGCGGCGCUGAUGCCGUCUCCUGGCCAUCCUCCUGCCGCCUCGUCCUCAGCGGUGGCCUCUGGGGACGGCAGGGCCUAGAGGGCAUCUGGGGCUGUGCCACCAGCUGCCACCAGCUGUCCCCUCUCCCCGACGUGCUCUGUUUGGUCCUCAAGCUCUCAGCCAGCUGGCGCCUGCACACCUUUGCGUGCUCCGUGUACGGCCCCCCACAGGCAGGUAGUCUUGAUGCUCGGUAUGACAGAGGUAGAUUGAAAGUUCCUACAAAUCCUGUACCAUAGUUUUCUUUUUCUGUACCCUUCUGUUCCUUUGUUAGGAUGUCCAAGCUAAAAAAAAGCAUUGGUUUAAAAUGAGAAGCACCUUAAACUGGUUUUGUGUUUUCUCUUUGCAAGGAGAGCGAGUGUGCUCCCGGCGCUCUGGUCAUAAAAUAAAGCCUCUGAGAACUUG
Messenger RNA from Phacochoerus africanus (Common warthog), 999 nucleotides. It is a transcript of the gene MED10, whose product is annotated as mediator complex subunit 10. Gene Ontology annotation, molecular function: transcription coregulator activity. The transcript has 4 exons. Gene Ontology annotation, biological process: positive regulation of transcription by RNA polymerase II. The record is from RefSeq and is a predicted model, not a curated record. Gene Ontology annotation, cellular component: mediator complex; chromatin. NCBI's taxonomy places the organism in Eukaryota, Metazoa, Chordata, Mammalia, Artiodactyla, Suidae. The coding region runs from base 76 to 483 and encodes 135 amino acids.